UAAAUAAUUCAAGUGUCGUAGCUCCCGCAAACUUCAGGAAACAUUUCCAAAUGCAGCAACUUCAUCCAGAAAUACGAAGCAUGAACGAUCAACUCAAGCCCAUCUUGAAGGAGGCUCAGGAAAUUGGUGAUAAAAAGGGCAAAUUGAUUGAAUCCCGUCGUCAGCUCGGCAGCCAAAAGAAUGAAAACGAACUAGUCAGGGAAGAAAUCAAAAAAUUAGAGCCGGAUGCUAUGGUGUACAAGCUUAUCGGACCGGCUCUCGUUCCACAGGAUCAAGGUGAUGCGAAGACGAUUGUUGAGAAUCGAUUGGAAUAUAUUAACGGUGAAAUAAAAAGGACGGAUAACAGCAUUUUGGAGUUAGACAAAAAAGAAGCUCAGCUCCAGAAAAAAGCCCAGGAAAUAUAUCAUAAAAUGCAGGAGAAACAGGCACAGAUUAUGCAGCGCCAACAACAACAACAACAACAGAGCUAGAAGAGAAAAAUGCUAAAAUGCUGCGCUUGUGCUGCCUGUUUCUCUACUCCUCCUUCGCGUUCGAGGAAUGAUAAUAGGGUACGUUCGAAACGCAGAAAGACACACGCAAUGAAACAAAUACAUACAUAUAUAUAUAUAUAUAUGUAUGUAUCGAUCUAAUAAACUGGUUCGGAAAUUUCUCAUAGCACUAAGCCUAACAUUACACUAUUUAACCAGCAAGCUUGUGCACUUAUUCUUAAUAAGU
Phytomonas sp. EM1 is the source of this 714-nucleotide messenger RNA. NCBI's taxonomy places the organism in Eukaryota, Euglenozoa, Kinetoplastea, Trypanosomatida, Trypanosomatidae. The record is from the annotation of a GenBank genome assembly.